Molecule: messenger RNA, 1224 nt
Organism: Trichomonas vaginalis G3
Lineage: Eukaryota; Parabasalia; Trichomonadida; Trichomonadidae
Product: anterograde synaptic vesicle transport
Exons: 1
Coding region: 1-1224 (407 amino acids)
Biological process (GO): intracellular protein transport; endocytosis
Cellular component (GO): cytoplasmic vesicle; clathrin adaptor complex
Source: RefSeq, a predicted model, not a curated record
AUGCUCAGCAGUGUUUUUCUUCUAAACAAGGAUGCAAUGAUCCUCAUCGAAAAGCAAUAUCGUGAGAAAGUACCUCGCUCAGAAAUUGAUGCUGCAUGCCUAGCAAUUCGUGACCGUUCUCAUCCUCCGCCAUCAAUUAUGAGCCAAGGUGAUUAUACUCUUCUUUUACACCAACAAAAUGAUAUCUGGAUGAUUGGUGUUUGCGAAGGAGAUGAUUUUGCUACAUAUGGUGUAGCUCUUCUUCAGCAUCUCGGCUAUUUAAUUAGCACUUUAUUGAAAGAUGGCGCAACAGAGCUUUCCAUCAAGAAUGAAUAUACACAAGUAUACCAAAUUCUCGACCUCGCUAUUGAUUUCGGUUUCCCAUUCUUAGAUGAAUCAAAUGCAAUUUCUACUGUCAUCAAUAGACCACCUGUUGAUCCAAAGAAUCGUGGUGCUAAUCGUAUCCAGUUAGAUUUCGAGAAGCCAUGGCGUGCUGUUAACCCUCAGAACAACGCCAAUCUUCAAAUCUUAGUUGAUUGCUUAGAAACAAUAGAUUUAGUCGUCUCACAAAUGGGAAGAACGGAAUUUUGCCAUAUCCGUGGUGAAGUUAGAUGCAAUGCAAAUCUUGCAGGCAAACCACUUUGUAAAUUAAUUUUACCGAAUAAUAUUCACUUCGAAGACAUCCAAUUCCAUCGCUGCGUUGAAAUAGAGUCUGGAGAGAGUAAGAUUAUUCCAUUUGUUCCUCCAGAAGGACCAUUUACUCUCAUGAAAUAUCGAGUUACAGCAAUACAAUCUACAGUUCCUCUCUGGAUUACACCACACUUUGUCUGGUCAAAGGGCAGUGUAUCUUUCGAUAUUGCAAUGAAGCCAGACGCUGCAUUACCAAAGAAUGUCGAAGAAAUUGAAAUUCGCUUCGCAUUUCCACCAGGUGUUGGUACACCAUCACUUGUUGCAUCAGAUGGAAGAGCUUCUUACGAGUCAGCUACAAGAGAUGUUGUUUGGACAAUCCAAUCUUACGGAAAGAAGGAACCAGCAGUUUUAAGAGGUUCUGCUUCUACAGAAUCAAACUUCGACCUCGGUGGAAGAUAUCCAAUGGUCGGAGCUAGGUUUAUUUACGUUGGACAAACUGCAUCUGGUUUCAAGAUUGAAAAACUCGAUUUAGAAAGAGUUGACUACACACCGUUCAGAGGUGUUAAGUAUAUUAUUCAAGCUGGAAGUUAUGAAUUUUGCUCCGGUCUUAAUUAA